Molecule: messenger RNA, 775 nt
Organism: Cuscuta europaea
Lineage: Eukaryota; Viridiplantae; Streptophyta; Magnoliopsida; Solanales; Convolvulaceae
Source: the annotation of a GenBank genome assembly
UAUCGGAAAAUAAUAAUACUAUGAAUUACUUAAAUAAAAGAGUCAUAUUGCAUGAUACUCUAUGGUGCUAUUUAAAAUAUUUAUCAAUACAAUCAACACCUCAAAAUACUAUACAUAUAUAUUAGCUUCAAAGAACAUCACAAUUCAUUUGUUAAACAUGGUAAAUAAUGUAAUGGGACUGAACGUGUCACCCCUCACCGCCAGGUUAAGCUUCAUGACUUCAGGUGGAACUGAACCUGUCACUGUUAAGGUGUCCCAGCCACUUAGCAAUGUGAAAGUUGAUGAUAAUAGUGGCAACGGAGGCGGCUCUUCAUGGGAUUUCUUUGAACCCAUUGAUGAAUUUUCUGGAAGCUUUUUAGGUUGGCGGUGUGUAAUGAUGGCUCAAAUGGUGGAGGAGAUGUGGUUGAAGAAGAAUUCUUGACACCUAGUUCAUCCCAUCCCUUCACACCCCAGGGUACGAAGACCAACAGUCAAGGUGGGUUUGGAAGUGAUGCUAAGGACAGGAGCAGUAGCAGCCAAGUAGAGGGCGAGUCUAAGCGGAAGGGGUGUCAUUUUUAUGCUGAAUGAAUAAGUCGAAUUUUGUCUGAGCGAAGAAGUCUUAUUUCUUAUUAAAUCCCAAAUAAACACACCGGAAUGAUUGAACGAUUAAGUCAACAUAUCCAUUAAGUUCAUUAAAUCAUAAGUAAACGGUCCCUAAGCAAUAUAUGCAUUCAAGAAUGUGAUUUGGGUGUCAUCUCAUUGGAGGAGUCAUAUCAUCAUAUGUACGGGGUACUCC